AUAAGGUCCUUAGGUUAGAACCCCGUGGUGAUGAAGCAUCGCAGUGGCUUUAUUAAGGAGGGAAAGAGACCUGUGCACACACUUCUAUCUCUUGCUCUGUGAUGCUUUGUGAUAUCUCUGGACUCUCCAGCAAGAAGGCCACUAUCAUUUGAGGCUCCUUGGCCUUGCACUUCCAGAACUGUAAGCCAAAGUAACAAGUGCAUGCCCAGAGAAGCAGACCUGGCAGCCACCAAACAUGUCCCGGAGAAGAUUCGAUUGCCGAAGUGUCUCAGGCUUGCUGACUACCACUCCUCAAACGCCAGUGAGGAUGGAGAAUUUUAAUGAUUUCUAUACACUUACGUCCAAAGAACUGGGGAGAGGAAAAUUUGCUGUGGUUAGACAAUGUAUAUCAAAAUCGACUGGCCAAGAGUAUGCUGCAAAGUUUCUGAAAAAGAGGCGAAGGGGCCAGGAUUGCCGGGCAGAGAUUCUGCAUGAGAUAGCUGUUCUGGAACUGGCCAGGGCCUGUCCCCACGUGAUCAAUCUACAUGAGGUCUAUGAAAACGCAACGGAAAUCAUUUUGGUGUUAGAAUAUGCUGCAGGUGGAGAAAUUUUCAACCUGUGUUUACCUGAGUUGGCUGAAAUGGUAUCUGAAAAUGAUGUUAUCAGACUCAUUAAACAAAUCCUUGAAGGAGUUUAUUAUCUACAUCAGAAUAACAUUGUUCACCUUGAUUUAAAGCCACAGAAUAUACUAUUGAGCAGUAUAUACCCACUUGGGGACAUAAAAAUUGUAGAUUUUGGAAUGUCUCGAAAAAUUGGGAAUGCAUGUGAGCUUCGGGAAAUCAUGGGAACACCUGAAUACUUAGCUCCAGAAAUCCUCAACUAUGAUCCUAUCACCACAGCAACAGAUAUGUGGAAUAUUGGCAUAAUAGCAUAUAUGUUGUUAACUCAUACAUCGCCAUUUGUAGGAGAAGAUAAUCAAGAAACAUACCUGAAUAUUUCUCAAGUUAAUGUAGAUUAUUCAGAAGAAACUUUCUCAUCAGUUUCACAACUGGCCACAGACUUCAUCCAGAGCCUUCUAGUAAAGAAUCCAGAGAGAAGACCAACAGCAGAAUCCUGCCUUUCUCAUUCUUGGCUACAGCAGUGGGACUUGGGAAGCUUGGUUCACCCUGAGGAAACUUCAGGGUCCUCUCACAUUCAGGAUCAUCCCCUCAGGUCCUCGGAAGACAAGACCCCCAAGUCCUGUAAUGGAAGCUGUGGAGACCGGGAGGAUAAGGAGAAUAUCCCUGAGGACAGCAGCAUGGUUUCUAAAAGAUUUCGCUUUGACGACUCCUUGCCCAGCCCCCAUGAACUUGUUCCAGAUUUGCUGUGUUAGCACUUUUCUGUGACUCAUCUGGACUGACUUGGAAAUUUGAAAUCUUCUCUGGUGUGAGAUUGUGUUUUUGGCCUCAUAUAUGAUAUGUUUAUAUUACAAAUGCACUUUUGCUUAGAAGAACUUAGGGAACAGUUUAAAUGCUAGGUUUUUGUUUACCAGCAUAUCAUUUCCUGUCCUGAAAUUGUUUUAGAGAAAAUAUUUAAAUAUAUGACAAAAAUGUAAAUUGUGCACAUAACUUCACAUGCAACUGAAAGAAUUCAAGUGCAGUUGAACUUAUAAAAUGUUUUAAAUAUCAAGAAAAAAUGGGUUAUAUUAUGGUUAGUGGAGAUUGAACAAAAUGAAAACAUUGGAAUAUAGUAGGUUCUCCCUAAGGUGAGCCCUACGCCAUGACUCUAUUGACAAAAUUUGUUUGGGGAAAUAAUGCCAAGUAUAAACCACAACAUGUACUGAGACAUUAUUAUUAAUACUCCCGAGACACAAUUGAAAAUGCUGCCCAGUUACCAGUAACUUGAAACUAUGUAAGAUUUCCUUUGUGUGCAGUAUGUUCUGUGAGAGGUCCUGUCAACCAGAGCAGAGAGGAAGCAGGGCUGACCCAAGCUGUUUCUCUGCACGUUGAAUCAAAGCAUGGCAUCAUUUCCCAAUUCAGAUGUAUUUUUCACACACAUGAUACAUCAGAUCUAAUAAGGUCUGGAAGAUGGAUAUUCAUGGUAUGCAAAUAAAAGAUGUCCUCCUCAUCCUCUAGAAUUAUUAGAGUAGAGAAUUGGAUAAAACCAAAUGUGUUCUAAUUUCAGUCAGUUAGGCAUAUUCAUAAAGGGAAAUGGUAAGUCCAGGCAGCUUACUUAGUGUUGGGUAUCUCCUAAGUCUGAGAAUGCAAGCCUGUCAUUUAGAGUCCUCCACAAAAGUACCAGAGCAUUGGUAGAAUUGUUAACACCAGAGUCCUUAGUAGGUAACAUAAAGCAUGAUGGCUUAGGCACUGCUGGAGUUCUUAAGUAAAAUUCUUCGUUCGUGAGGAGGCUUGGUAUAUCAGGGUCCGUGUGUGUGUGUGUGUGUGUGUGUGUGUGUGUGUGUGUGUGUGUGUGUGUGUGUGUGUGUAACUACCUUCAGUCCUGAUUGGAGGAGGCUUGGGGAAUGUUCUGGUGAUUUCACAUUUGUGUCCAUCAAAAGGUCUAUAAUAAUGUCGUAUUAAGAUAACUGGUCAAAUGAAUAUUCUACUAUAUUAAACUCCAUUCCCCCCCCAAAAAAAUGAAAACUAAAAAGCCUGAAAACUAAUAAAUCCACAUUGAAGUGGGUUUAUUCUAACAGCCUGUAAAUUGUCAAAAUUGUUAAUCAAUUCUGAAUUCUUUAGAUAACUUUACACUAUUUUAAAUGAGCAUCGGGUGUUUGUUUGAUAAACAUUGCGCUCCUUUUAUCUUUGUCAUUUUUAAAGGAGAAGUUGUCCCUUGUAUAUGUGUGAGCAUAUAUGUAUGUGUACAGGUGUGUGUAUAUAUGUAUAGAUAGAUACAAUAGAGCCUUUAAGCAACCUCACAUUAGUAUUGUGCUCAACUCAGGUGCCAAAGGAGCCCACUCUUAUGGAUAAUAAAGAUGCAUUCUCUAGGAAGUCGUCUAUUGGCCCAGUAAGCUAAAUACUGAAGAUGCUACAUUUAACUCUUGUUUGUCUAAAACUGAGAUGUUGAUAAAUUAGUGAUUGCUUGUGUCUUUUCCACCAGUGUUAAUUCAGGUAAAGUCAUUAGUUGGUCAUUAGGGAAGGUUGUGAUUACUUUCCCCAAAGGUGGUAUUUUAUUAUAAAACUUUAAAAAGUAUUAUGCCAGACCCCAAAAGUAAACAUUUGAAAUUCUAAUUGUAAACCACUUGUUAAAAAUCACUUUUAAUUGUCUUUCUUUCUCUGAGGAAUCCUGAAAUAGUUUGCCUGUUCUUCUUAACGGACUGCCAAGUUUUAAACUCGCAACACCUAUUCUUGAGAUGUUGUUUAUUGUAAAACAGUAGCUACUGGUUGUACACAGAAUAUAAAAACGGUCUUUCCAUCAAGGUGAAUUUAAGUACUUCAAAUGUUGAAAUGUGGAAAUAAAUGUCUUUUGAGAGAAUUUA
Molecule: messenger RNA, 3436 nt
Organism: Peromyscus leucopus (white-footed mouse)
Lineage: Eukaryota; Metazoa; Chordata; Mammalia; Rodentia; Cricetidae
Gene: Stk17b
Product: serine/threonine kinase 17b
Exons: 8
Coding region: 236-1351 (371 amino acids)
Biological process (GO): positive regulation of apoptotic process; protein phosphorylation; intracellular signal transduction
Cellular component (GO): nucleus
Molecular function (GO): protein serine/threonine kinase activity; ATP binding
Source: RefSeq, a predicted model, not a curated record